AUGAGGUUACAAGAAUUCAAGAAAGUAAAUGAAUACAACUCAGCUUUGUUCACAAUAUGUUCACAACUCAAGUAUUAUGGACAAGAAGUUACUCAUGAAGAUAUGUUGCAGCAAACUUACUCUACGUUUCAUGCAAUAAACAUUACCUUGAUGAGACAAUAUCGGUUGAAAAAGUUCACAAAAUAUUUUGAACUGAAUGCAUGCCUGCUUGUUGCAAAGCAAAACAAUGAGCUCUUGAUGAAAAACCAUGAAUCUCGUCCAACGGGAUCAGUAGCACUUCCUAAAGGAAAUGCUACAAAUAUUGAUGGUCAUCGAAGCAAUACAUGUGGACAAGGACGUGGUCAAGAACGAGGCAGUGGCUAUUUUAAUCGAAACCAAAGCCAUAAUUAG
Lactuca sativa (garden lettuce) is the source of this 390-nucleotide messenger RNA. RefSeq lists its product as uncharacterized. The record is from RefSeq and is a predicted model, not a curated record. Lineage: Eukaryota; Viridiplantae; Streptophyta; Magnoliopsida; Asterales; Asteraceae.